AGCGACAGUAGGGCGUAACCUGUUAAGACCAACGGAACUGACGAAGGAAACAUACUCGUUUGCGUUUUAGCAUGACUACACAACAUGUAAAUAACUACGCGAACUUCAGCUAUUCUCUUCUUUCGUAACGUCGUAGCGCUGAAUUAUUUCCACAAUCAACACUCACUGCAGAUGAUUUCGUAUUAGGAAGUCAAGGUUUGAUUCAACUGUUGAACGUGCCAAGCUGCAGAGUACAUGCUCUGUAAUAUUUCUCUACUAAUUAAAUUCUUAAUGACUCAACUGAUAGGGCGAUUACAAACAGUGACGUGAUAUUUAUUUAUCCUCUCAUCAUUCGCCCUAACAAGAAAUGUCGAUCACGUUCUCAGUUGGUGACAGUGUUACAUUUGUGAAUAACGAGUAGUUGGCAGCCGUGCAGUGCCGAAGUUCGUAAAAUAGAACUGCGUAAAAUCAGAUAGCGGUAUAUAAACUUCAGUGACAACUGAUAGUGUGUGUUUGUUAGUUGUAUUUGCGGACAGUAAAUGUGACAGCUGACGCUGCGCCAAUAAACAACGACGGUGCCCUCAGAAAUUUCGAGACAGUCGCACGAGUGAGACCAGAAGAUCUGCUGAAAAUGACGCCUGUGAAGACGAAAUACACGAAGGAAGAAAUCAGUAUGUGGACGCCUCUACAGUUUGCGGAGGUGACAGGUGCCUGGGAUUUCGUCGAGAAGAUGCUGCGAGCCGGCAAAUCGUUGCGGGAGCUGAAGGUGCUGCCGGAAGCGCUGAAGAGCACGAGCGAGGCCGUGAAGCUGGUGAACGUCUUCUGCGAAAACGAGCACUUGUCGCUGCUGAGGUACGCGCUGUCGGAGCAGCCGGAGGUGGCCGGGGCGCGGGCCGAGUCGGGGCUGACGCCGCUGCACGUGGCGGCGGGCCGCGGGCGGAUGGCGGCGCUGCGGCUGCUGCUGCGGAGCGGCGCUGUCCGCGUGGAGGCGGGGGACCGCUGGGGCCGCACGGCGCUGCUGCACGCCGCGGCCGGCGGCCGCACGGACGCGCUGCGCCUGCUGCUGGAGGCCGGGGCGCGCCACGACGCGCGGGACUACACGGGCCACACGGCGCUGCUGUACGCGGCGCGCGCCGGCCACGGGCCCGCCGUCCGGCUGCUCUGCGAGGCGGGCGCCGCCCAGGACGCCGGCAGGCACGCGGGUGCCGGGGCGCUGUGCCUGGCAGCCGAGGCCGGCUGCCGCGAGGCGGUGCGCGCGCUCUCUGCGCCCGCGGCCGCCGGGCCCGACGCGUGGGGCAGCACGGCGCUGCAGUGGGCGGCGGCGCGCGGCCAGGACGCGGCGGUGGCGCUGUUGCUGGAGGAGGGCCGCGCAGACGUGCGCGCCGCGGACCGGGACGGCGUGACGGCGCUGCACGCGGCCGCCGCCCGCUGCGGCGCGCCCACCGUGGAGGCGCUGCUGCGCGCCGGCGCGGACCCGGCCGCCGCGGACGGCGAGCUGGCGCUGCCGCUGCACUGGGCGGCCGCCGCGGGCAACACGGCCGCGCUCGCCGCGCUGCUGGAGGCGUGCCGCGGCCGCACGUGCGACCCGCCCGACGCCACCGGCCAGACGCCGCUGCACUACGCGGCGCGCGCCGGCUGCGUGGUCGCGGUGCGCGCGCUGCUGGCCGCGGGCGCCUACCGGCGCGCCCUGUGUGCCGGCGGCAGGACGCCGCUGCACGUCGCGGCCUUCCACGCGCGACCCGCCACCGUGCGCCUGCUGCUGGCCGACGGCGCGCAGGACGUCAACAGGCCCGACGACCACGGGCAGACGCCGCUCUACUGCGCAGCCGUGGGCGGCAGCAUCGCGGCGGCCGCCCUCCUGCUCGCGGCCGGCGCCGACAAGGCGGUCUGCAAUAAGGCCGGCUUCUCCCCGCAACGGGUGGCGCUCGACCAGGGCCGCCACGACCUGGCCGCGCUUCUGGACGAGAACGACGACAGCCCGGUCGUCGACGAACGCACGGCACUUCAUUGGGCAGCAGAGGAAGGCAACGACGACGAGGUGGUGCGCCUUCUGCAGGCCGGGGUGGCGCCGGUGGACGCUGCCGACGCGGACGGCCUGACAGCUCUGCACCUGGCGGCAGCGCACUGCGGCGAGCGCGCCAUGAGGGCGCUGCUGGAGGCGCGAGCAGACCCGCACGCCAGGGCGGGCGACGGCCGCUCGCCGCUGCACUGUGCAGCCGCCGCGGGCCGCACCGCCAACGUGCGCGCCCUGCUAGAGGCAGGCGCCGGGCCCAACGUGCCCGACGCCAAGGAGGAGCGGCCGCUGCACCUGGCGGCGGCCGCGGGAGCCGUGGCGGCGCUGCACGCGCUGCUCGACGGCGGUGCCACUGGCGACGCGCGCAGCGCAGACGGCCGCUCGCCGCUGCUGUUCGCCGCCUGGUACGGACACGCAGCCGCUGUCGACGCGCUGCUGACGGCAGGCGGUGCAGACGUGACCGUGACCAACCGGAAAGGCAGGUCGGCGCUGCAGUGCGCCGCGCGCAGUGGCUCCGUGCUGACGGCGCGCUUGCUACUGGCCGCCGGGGCAGAUGUCAACGUCAGAGACCGCAACGGGAAGACCGCCGUGGAUGUCGCCAAGAAGCGCGACCACAAGGUUCUCCUAAAAGUUUUGCGCGAAUCUUAAACACUCUGGUAGCUGACAGCCAGUGACUUCCGUAUCUCAUAUGCCUUCGUACAAUUAUAACGAAAAGUACGUCCCAGAAUGAAGUGUAAGUCACACGCACUUUCUCCCUAAUUUUCACGUCCGGUUGAGCCGAAAAGGUGAGCCCCUUCCAGCAUCAGACUAACAUGCUGGCAGGAUUGGCACCGAGAUAGCGAGCCAUGUCUCCUCCAACUAGUAAUUAACUAUUGUUGCGAUCCUCUACUCUCUACAUUAUCUAUCUUGUGCAAACCUGUUCACUGCCACAUAACUGCAACAAUCUACACCCACCUGAGCCUGCUUAAUAUAGUCAAGCCUUGGCCUCCCUCUUCAGUUUUUACUCCAUCACCCAACCACCACCACCACCACCACCACCACCACCACCACUGUUAUCAAAUUGACCAUUCCUUGAUGCCUGAUAACCUCGACUGAUCCCUUAUUUUAGUUUUAUUUUCUCCCAGUUAAAUGAGUACUUCCUCAAAAGUUGUCCAAUCUACCUGCCUAAUCUUUGACAUUCUUCUGCAGCACCAUAUUACAUAAGCAUAUAGUCUCUUACUGUCUCAUUUGUUUAUCACCUCAUUUCACUUCUGUACUAGGCUACACUCCAGACAAAGGCACCCAUACCCGAGGGGGAUCCCGACCCUCCACCCCUCGCUCUCAGGGAAAGGAAAAAAUGUAGCGUAGUCAGGUGUCCUUUCAAGAAAACGAUUUAAAAAUAAGUAUUAUGCGGUUUUUUAACAGGGUCAGAACUGGAACCCCCCCCCCCCCCCCCCCCCCACCCUCCCAAAUUACUUUAUGGGUACCGUUGACUCCAGGCAAAUACUUGUGGAAAAGACAUCCUAACUUUUAAGUAUGUAAUCCACGUUAACAAAUUUAUCUUUUUCAGAACUCUUUUUCUUGCCUUGCCAGUCUGCAUUUUUAUGUCGUCUCUACUUCAACUACUGUCAGUUACCCAAAUAACAAAACUUGUCUACUACUUUUCAUGUUUUAUUUACAAUUCUCAUGCCUGAUUCAAUCAACUAUGUUUCAUUACCCUUGUUUUACUUCUCUUUAUAUUCAACUUGCAACACAUUUUCAGCACAUCACCCAUUUGGUUCAACUGCUCUUCCAAGUCUUUUGCUGCCUCUGAUACAGUUAUGAUAUCAUCAAGAAACCUGAAAGUUAUGAUUGCCUCUUUCUGAACUUUUAGCUCAAUUUCCCAAUUUCUCCUUCAUUUCCUUUAGAGCUCACCCACUGUACAGAUUGAACAGUAUCAGGGAUGGCCUACAAUCCUGCCUCACUCUCUUCUUAACUAUUGCUUCCCUUGCACAUACCUCACUUCUUAUAACAGCAGUUUGGUUUCUGUACAAGUUGUAGAUAACACUUAGCUCCCUGUAUUUUAUCCUUCCUACCUCCAGAGUUCCAAAGAAUGUAUUUCAAUCAUUGUUGUCAAAAGCUGCCUCUAAAUCUAGAAAUGCUAUAAAACUACAUUUCUUUUCCUCAGCCUGUCUUCUAAGAUAAGUCAUAAGGUCAGUAUUGUGUCACAUAUUCCUACAUUUCUGCAAAACCUCAACUAAUCUUCCCCAAGGUUUCCAAUUCUUUUUAUUUUUGAGGAACCAUGCGUAUCACUUGCACUAAGUUGGCACUGCUUCAUAACUUGUUUUCCACAGAAAAAAAACAGACUUGACAAUGUGGCAUUCAGCAAUGGCUACUAUAGUGUGUUAUGUAGACAGUAUUUCUUGAUUACUGAACUGGCGUUGACCAGAGAGCAAAUUCCAAGAAAAAUGUGUAUGGUCAUUGCAAAUGGUGGGAUAGACCAUUAUUACCUUCUGUAAGAGACAUAAGCCACAGAAAACUUCUGCCAAAAUAUGUUGCACUGGUAGGCAAGUUUCUGGGGAUGUUAAUUUUUCAACACAAAAAUUAAAACAUAACAAUUAUUCUAUGCAUCAGAUUUCAAAUUCACAAAUAACAUGAAAGGAGCACCGACAAUAACACAUUUAUUAUGCUGCCUGAGGCUUGGGGCAGACGGGAGGAAGUACGUGAUGCGAAACGGUGCGGCACCAGACUAUCAAGCGCAUCGGACUGUCAAACGCCAGAUUAUUAUGAGUCUACUGUACUGUUGUUCAUGAGUCAAGCUGUUAAUCUUGAAAAUAUGUAACUCAUACUGAAGUUACACUGUGACAUUCAGAUGCAAAAUUAUUAUUUACACUAUUAAAAUGUAUAAUCAGCAUGCCAUGCAGGUUUGCUGCAUUAUAAUUUCCAUGGAUGAUCAUUUGUCUGUAUUUUAUACAACAUGUCAGUUGUUCAAUUGAAUUAAUUUAAUAUGUUUAAAAAUUUACAGAAAAGAAAAGAAAAUUAAGAGUAAGAAGAAAUAUACCUUUUAGGAUUUGGAACUGGUUAUUCUUCUGCAACAUAAUAUAGCCUAUUAAUGGUUUAACUUGACUGUUCUAUCAGAAAAUGUGAUUCUUUUUGUAUUUUUGUAUUAGCUGUAACAUGGAUAAUAUCAAUAAAUUGUAAAAUUUUUAAAAAA
Molecule: messenger RNA, 5165 nt
Organism: Schistocerca gregaria
Lineage: Eukaryota; Metazoa; Arthropoda; Insecta; Orthoptera; Acrididae
Product: serine/threonine-protein phosphatase 6 regulatory ankyrin repeat subunit A-like
Exons: 4
Coding region: 611-2641 (676 amino acids)
Biological process (GO): regulation of gene expression
Cellular component (GO): nucleus
Molecular function (GO): protein binding
Source: RefSeq, a predicted model, not a curated record